AUGCAUGCAUUUAGUCUUUUCCACUCUUACCCAAAGAACGCACCCCUCACCUGGCUGUGUGCUCUCUUUGAGCGGCGGCUCAAGGAGAUGAACCCUGGAGUGAAGAACAUCACAUACGACAUCUCAGAGCUGUACCAGUUCAUGGAGUCUCUGCCCGACCUCACCGCCCUUGUACUGGAUGAGUCUAUCUGUGCAUACAACGUGCACUUCGGCGGAGUCGCAAGCCCCGACGCGGGGAUUAACCCCCAGUUCUACAACUGGAAUGUGGUGCUUGUCAAGUACUGCGACGGCAGCUCCUUCACGGGCGGUUCGGGCAAGAAGAACAAGACGGAGGAGACCGGCAAGACGCUCUACUAUAGGGGACACUGGAACUUAAACGGCGUGCUUCAAGAUCUGCUGGACACUCAAAAUCUGAACCACGGGGAGGAGGUGCUGGUGGGGGGCUGCAGCGCGGGCGCGGUGGCCGUGUCGAUCAAGUGCGACCAGAUCGCCACGUGGCUCGAGGAUUACGGCAUCAAGACCAAGUGCUUUAUGGAUGGAGGUUUCUUCCCAGACGUGGUGGAUGUGAACGGCGAGCGGUCGCUGCGGGAGAAGGUGCAGCGGCUGGCAACACUGCAUGACAUCGACCGGAUUGGGAUCAACGGCGACUGCAAGGAUGGUGAGUUCAGAAAAUUCACCAUGGCAUGGAUGAUUGUCUGUUAUGGUGGUGAGUGUUCAAUUUUUCCUCCCCUUCCUCACACUCUCACUGUCAAUGUUACUGACUUUUCCUUAUCGCUUUUCUUCUCGCCUUGA
Molecule: messenger RNA, 792 nt
Organism: Closterium sp. NIES-65
Lineage: Eukaryota; Viridiplantae; Streptophyta; Zygnematophyceae; Desmidiales; Closteriaceae
Source: the annotation of a GenBank genome assembly